Molecule: messenger RNA, 4192 nt
Organism: Anopheles coluzzii
Lineage: Eukaryota; Metazoa; Arthropoda; Insecta; Diptera; Culicidae
Gene: Osi23
Exons: 2
Coding region: 13-615 (200 amino acids)
Source: RefSeq, a predicted model, not a curated record
CACUUCGUAUACAUGUCUUUGUUUCGAAAGCCGACGACUCCGGACGACUUCAACUCCAAUCGAUUCCAACCGGCUCCGAACGUCUCCGGACCACUCCGGACGACUCCGGGCGAUUUCGGACAAUACCGAACGGCUCCGGAUAAUGUUGGGCCGACCUACCUUCCGGGGUCGAUUCCGAAAUUAGCGGAGUCGGAUCGGAAUUUUGCCAACUUUACCCAUCACCAGUGCAAGCAACGGAAAAGCAAGCUCUCUUUUAUUGUACUUUGCCUUUGCAGGACGCAUAGCCCAUCGGCCGUCGGGGAGCAAGAUGGUACCAUUGCAGCCACGUGGAGUGGCGCCGUGCUGAGCGCACUGAGGCGGCUGUUGGACACGCACGUGCUGGAGGUGGAUCUGGCGUAUCCGAAUGGCGCAUCGGCGAGCCGCGCAUACGGCGAAGGACGUCACCGGCGCCGCCAGCAGAUGAUACCGAUGAUGAUCUUCGGCGUGACCGUGUUCGGCAUGUUCAUCAUCCCGAUCGCGUUCCAGUUCCUGACCGCGCUCAGCGGCAAAGCGUUCCUGAUGGCGAAGCUGGCCCUGCUGCUCGCCUCGAUGAACGGCCUCAAACGGGUAAGCUAGCGCUGUAAGUAGGCACGCGCACGUGGGCCCUCAGGAACCCGGGCGCGAGGUAAUGCGAAGCAAUGAUGAUGUUGAUGAUGAUGAUGUUGACGGACCGUUCACACAGGUGGCAUCAGCGGGCGUGCACUACGGGCUGUACCAUGCGGUCGACCAGCAUCCCGUACCGGCGCCGCAUCCACCGCCCCCGUUCCAUCAGCACUCGCACGCCCUGCCGCUGCUGUACGAGCGUGCCGAGGGACUGUACGCGGACGGGCCGCGGCGCAGCAGUGGCGGCACGGACUGGCGCCAUUUUUGAACCGCCUAGCAAACGGCGUCAUCCUAGCAAACAAUUCCAGAAAGCUAUUAUAGUUUUAUUUAUUGCGUUCCGCUUCCGCGUUUUUAUAGCUGCUUGUUGUCAUUAGUGGUCCGAGGGUGGGAGGGUUUUUUUUGUAUUCCUUGUUGGACGCUAAUCCAAAAACCGCAAAUAUAGAGAGCUUUUGAUAGGACCAUGGCGUAUAUGGGAUCUCGUUUGCUUAAUCCUCUCAGCCUAGGCGCGUGUUCUGUUUGCUGUAACAUCCCCGCAGAGUGGGCAAUAAAAACCGAAAAUAUCUUCCUCCCUUUUUGCUGUGAGUUGGGCACACCCCGUGACGAGAGGCCGUACGUCAUCCCCAGGUCGGAACAGUCGGUCUUGUGCUUGUGUACUGGGGGGCGAGUGGCGCCAGUGGGAAUGGUGGUAGCUACGGGUGAGUUGUUCGAUUGUGGGAAUCACACUUUUCCAUCGACUCGGCAUGUUUAUACGUCGUUUUCCGGGGCCAGCGUUCGGUUGCUGUUCGAGUCGAGUGUGUUUGGGCAGAAAGUUUGUCCCUUUGGCGUGGGCGAUGGGAUCACCAUCCGGGGCAGCAGCAGUACUCAACACUCAGCAGAAAAAGAGAAGAGAGAGAUAGAGAGGGAGAGAGAAAGAGAGAGUGGAAUAAAGAGAGAAUGAGAUGGAGAGAGAUUUUUGAUUCCCAGCAAUACGAUAAGGGAACAAAUUGGCCCCAUUUCUUGCACAUCUAUUUCUUCUCCCGCUUGCUGGAAAAAAAAAACUUCAAACCCCCUUGGGCUCGUUGUCAGCAGUUUUUUUUUUUGUUUUUGUUUGUCCUGCCCUUUAUCGCCAUGCGGGCUCAACAAGUAGCCGAUCCAUUAGAAGCGCCUCCACCUAAUUCACCCUCUCUACGCCCACUACACUCUCGAGUGUCAUCCACCCACAGAAGGUGGCGUUUAAUUGCAAAUUCCUUCGCAAACAUUUAUCAUUAGACCGGGCAAGUGUUGUAAUAUUAUCGCUCUCCUGUUGCGCUGCUGCCGGGUGGAUUGCGUUGCCAAUUGUGUGCACUGGCGCUGGGCCUUAGCCUUACCUGUCCAUCGCUCAUUCCACCAUGAAAGUUCAACCAUUACGAGCUUGCUAGAGUGAAAGUUUUGCCAGCUCAGGCACGCUCCACCGCCCGUGUGCCGCACUCUCAGCAGAAAGUGCAAUUGCUCCCCAUCCUCCCCCAGCGGUGUUGGGCGAUCCUUUCGUGGAAGGAGCGCAGUGAGCGUACGUUUGAGAUGCGCUCAGGUCGUCUCUAUCAUUUCCGUUUUUAUUUUUUGUUUCUGCCAUUUCCAGUACGCUGCCCGGUACCGUAUGGUACCGCGAGGAUCGCGGUAAGGUGUGUGUGACAUAAGCUGAGCCGCAAGCGUAAUACAUCCCAUCGGUGAUGACGAAACGACAAAAUAACAGCACACAACCCCAUAGAGUUGGGAGGUGAAAGCAAUAUUAGCGCAAUAUUCGGAUGCUUGAAGUGGGUUAGGUUUGUGCGGUUGAUCCCGGUGGCUGCUGGUGUCGCUUCGAGUCGCUUCUGGAAAGCUGUACUAUCACACUCGCACACACUUUGUCGUGCUUCCGCUUGUCUACUUAGUGUGAUAGUUCCAUACGUAGGUUGUGCCGUAGGGUUCGCUGCUUGUGGAAUUCAACACUCGUGUGCAUAUUAUUUUUUAUCUUUAUUCUUUCGCUCGUUAUUGCAUUUAUACUGUCUAGCCUACUUCACUUUAUUCAUUUAAUUCAUUUAAUUCAUUUAUUACUUUCAUAAUCGGCCUCUAAGGUUUAACUGAAUAUCUUAACUUAAAUAUAAUCAAGAACGUAGUAAAAAGUAGCAAAGAAGUAAUAAAACGCUGAGAUGUAAACUUAGAUAAACAGAGAGAACAUAGAAGGAAGUGUAAAGAAAGAUUAGAAAGAUGGUAGAAAAGAAAAAGCACGGGAGCGGAAAGCAUUUAAGGGGAGUUAAAGCCAAAGAAAUCAUGGCUACUAUCAUCACAAAACAUCUGAAACAGGACAAAAAAGGAUCAUUAUGACAAUACAAUGUAUGUCGUGUUUCCACGUCUAGAGUAGGCUUGGGUAAUUCGGUUCAUUUUGAUGAACGUGAACGCACUAGUUCUUUCAUUAAGAUGAAUUGAAAGUGAAUCGGGAUUCAUUUGUUCAUUUCAGUUGAAGAAAAUAUGUUAAAUUAUUUCAUUUUGCAAGAACAUAAUUAGUGUACUACAUCUACAAAAUUAUUAGGCAGACCAGAAUGAUCUUUAUUACGAUUGGUAGGAUGUUCUUUUUAUGAACGUCCUGGUAUUACGGUUCACGUUCAUAUUUGUAUUGGAGGAAAGUUCUGGUUCAUGGGGCACACCUCUAGGCUAGAGGAGGACGGCGACGGACGCCACGGUAGAGAUAGACGAAUAGAGGUAAGCAAAUUGAGAGCUUCUAUAGAGGAAGCAAGUAACCCGCCAAUGACACAUGCUUGGCUCACAUAACGUUGCUGACUUAGUUAUUGCAAAUACAACUAUUGUAUUCGCGUUACAAAGGGAGGGAGUUGUGUAGAGCGAAAAAUACGCCGAAAUGCAACCCUGGUGAAGUGUCUUUGAACAUUUUCUAAGCUAGUGUAUUCCUCAACACUAGAAGGACUCCAUACAAUGCAUAUUCCAAAAUUGGACGAAGUAGACUUCAGCAGAGAGUUCUUCAACAGGAAAGACCUCUAAAAUCAGAUAAAACCCAGAUAAAAGUAUGAAUCCCAGAGUUUUAUUUGCUUUUGUUAUUACAACCUCAACCUGUGGCUUGAAGCUUAACUGGCAAUCAAGUGUACGAAUAGACGUAACGCGAGACAGAGAUACAUUGAAAAGUUUAUAAUCGAAAGCAUAUGGAGAACGAGCGUGAGAAAUAUGAAUACUGGAACAUUAAUCGGGACAAAGGCUCAUACAAUUAGCAAAACACCAUUUGACAAAGGAGUAAAUUCACAUUCACAAUCAGUAAACAAAGAAACAGAGGAAAAAAAUUGAUGACAUCCACUUGUAGAAGAUAGUCAUCUGGAUGUAAAACAUUACAAACAUAAUUGAAGAAAAAGGGCCAACAAUAAGGGAUUCAGCACGCUAUCUUGGGAAACAUCCAAAGUGCAAUCAUACCUCAUAGAAAAUUUAGAAUUGCUAAGCUAAAUGAUAAGCUUUUCAAAUUUAGCUAACAUAAGCAAAUAAAGAUGUCCAUAAUCAAUUUCGUAGUUCAUUGUCAAGUUCAAUUCACGACAUUAUGGUCUUCAAGCUACCGAAA